ACUGCAGGAGAAAACCAGGUGGGAAGGAAGUUGGGGAGCUCCCGCGCAGGCGCUGUGAAGUCUGUCUGACCGACCUUCAAACCAGGCUGGGGCCGCCAUGUUCCCUCGGGCGGGUGCAGCUGGGCUCUCAGCUUGCGCGGUGCAGCCGCAAUGGAUCCAAGUUCGAAAUAUGGCGACUUUGAAAGAUAUUACCAGGCGACUAAAGUCCAUCAAAAACAUCCAGAAAAUUACCAAAUCUAUGAAAAUGGUGGCAGCAGCAAAAUAUGCCCGAGCUGAGAGGGAGCUGAAGCCGGCUCGCGUGUAUGGGACAGGGUCUUUGGCUCUCUAUGAAAAGGCUGAUAUUAAGGUGCCUGAAGACAAGAAGAAACACCUCCUCAUUGGUGUGUCCUCAGAUAGAGGGCUUUGUGGUGCAAUUCAUUCCUCCAUUGCUAAACAGAUGAAAAGUGAGGUGACCACGCUCACAGCAGCUGGGAAGGAGGUUAAGCUUGUUGGAAUUGGCGAUAAAAUCAGGGGUAUACUUCACAGAACUCAUUCUGACCAGUUUCUGGUGACAUUCAAAGAGGUGGGAAGAAAACCCCCUACUUUUGGAGAUGCAUCAGUCAUUGCCCUUGAAUUAUUAAAUUCUGGAUAUGAAUUUGAUGAAGGCUCUAUUAUCUUCAAUCAAUUCAGGUCUGUCAUCUCCUACAAGACAGCAGAAAAGCCCAUCUUUUCCCUUGAUACUGUUGCAGGUGCUGAGAGUUUGAGUAUCUACGAUGAUAUUGAUGCUGACGUGCUGCGGAAUUACCAGGAAUUCAGUCUGGCCAACGUUAUCUACUAUUCUCUAAAAGAGUCCACCACGAGUGAGCAGAGUGCCAGGAUGACGGCUAUGGACAAUGCCAGCAAGAAUGCUUCUGAGAUGAUCGACAAACUGACGUUGACGUUCAACCGCACACGCCAGGCUGUCAUCACAAAGGAGCUGAUAGAAAUAAUUUCCGGCGCUGCGGCUCUGUGAUUAAUGAAAAGC
Molecule: messenger RNA, 1003 nt
Organism: Manis javanica (Malayan pangolin)
Lineage: Eukaryota; Metazoa; Chordata; Mammalia; Pholidota; Manidae
Gene: ATP5F1C
Product: ATP synthase F1 subunit gamma
Biological process (GO): proton motive force-driven ATP synthesis
Molecular function (GO): proton-transporting ATP synthase activity, rotational mechanism
Source: RefSeq, a predicted model, not a curated record